AAUCUGAAGCUUAUCCGGUGGGCGAUGGUUUCGCGAGCUCACCUGGAGCAGAACGAUCUCUUUGAGAAUUCGAGUAUAAUGUCGAUUGGGAAGUGAAGAUCGUAAUUUGUUGUAGAUUAUCGAUUGCGCCAAUUUUAAGGGGCAUCUUGCGAUGGCGCUUAUAGUGAUGUCGCCGGAGGUUGCAUCGUUCGCCGGAAUGGGAAUUCACAUGCGAAAGGCUCCCCGAAUCGCUGGAAAAAGCGUUAAGUUCGUCUCAUGUUCGGGUGUGAAGGAUGUGGAAAUGGAGGUUUUGAAAUUGCGAAGCGAUAACUACGAGGAUGGUCUGAGAUGGCUGUACGGGCAGGUGAAGGAGGGCGAAACGGCGCCGUUUCCGUCGACGAAGGACAAGGAGGAUGAAAGGAAGAAGCAGGAUUACUAUGUGAAUACAGGUUACGCGAUUCGAAACCUUCGUGAGGAAUUUCCGGAGCUUUUCUAUAGAGAAUUGAGCUUUGAUAUCUACAGGGAUGAUAUUGUUUUUAAAGACCCUGUCAAUGCAAUCGCCGGUAUUGAGAACUAUAAGUCAAUCUUUUGGGCAUUAAGAUUUCAUGGGAAGAUCUUUUUUCGGGCAUUGUGGGUUGACAUUAUAAGUGUGUGGCAGCCGGCGGAGAACAUGAUAUUGGUUCGAUGGGUAGUUCAUGGCAUUCCUCGAGUACCAUGGGAGAGCCGAAGUAGAUUUGACGGCACCUCUGAGUAUAAGCUGGAUAAGGUUGGAAAGAUCUAUGAACACAAAGUUCACAAUAUUGCUAUGAAUGGGCCCCAAAAGUUCCAAGUUCUAGCCGUCGAUCAAUUGCUUCAAUCAAUAGGAUGCCCUUCUACCCCAAAGCCAACAUAUUUUGAAUUCUCAUCCUCUGGUUUUCGAUUUUGGGAGCAUUCAAGAUUAGUCACUUCUGUUCUAGCUCCUAUUGAAUCUAAAGCACGAUCAUGAAAGAGUACGUAGAGUUGGUUCAUGGCACUCAAAAUCUUGGUUUGUGUUACAGUUUAUCUGAAUCCAUGAAUGUGAUUAUACGCCGUGGAUAUACAUGAGAUGGGAUGGCGAAUGCAGUAUAAAUAACAGCUUUUGAGAUAUGUAAAUUCGAGCUGCUUGUGUUUUUUUCCUGUAUAAACAUAGUUUGAAAUUUCGUGCUGCACAUAUAUAAUCAAGUGCUUAUAGUAGUGUCUUGGUGUGUUCCAAUUGUUGUUGGUGAACAUAUAUUGAGUGUGUAUGUAAAACAUAUAUAUAUAUAUGUGUGUGUGUGUAUAUUAUGCUA
Molecule: messenger RNA, 1286 nt
Organism: Andrographis paniculata
Lineage: Eukaryota; Viridiplantae; Streptophyta; Magnoliopsida; Lamiales; Acanthaceae
Exons: 2
Coding region: 152-964 (270 amino acids)
Source: RefSeq, a predicted model, not a curated record